Molecule: messenger RNA, 384 nt
Organism: Lactuca virosa
Lineage: Eukaryota; Viridiplantae; Streptophyta; Magnoliopsida; Asterales; Asteraceae
Source: the annotation of a GenBank genome assembly
AUGCUAGAGAGUGGCCACGUUUUGGCCCAUAGAAUUCUUGUUGUGGGAAUGGAAAAGUUAACGUUUGAGUGGGCAGUAGGGGUGAGUUUUGUGCAAGGGGAUUAUUGGGCACAAGUUGUUGGUACUGUGGGAUUGUGGUGGAGAAAGGUAUGCUUGUUGCGAACGGAGGUGUUUGGAAAGUCAUUGUUUGGUUUCUCACCAUCUGAUUCAAUGGUGGUGUCUAGAAAACCACCGGUUGUUCACCUGCCAUCUGGUUUAGCGGUGGUGUCUGGAAAACCACCAGUUGUUUGCCUGUCAUUUGGUUUGGCGGUGGUGUCUGGAAAACCAUCAGUUGUCUGCCUACCAUCUGGUUUAGCGGUGGAGGUUGUGACAAAGUCGGUGUGA